AUGAAGCUAUUGACGGAGAGGGAUUCUUUAUCUUCCACCCGACAAUUUUUUAUGGACCCUUUAAUAAUUUCAAAUUCGAUGUUAUUGAAGAUUGCAAAAGGUCAGAGGACCUACAAGGCGCGUUUUGUAAUUGAUGUUAGCGAACUUGGGGAAUUUAGUCCACUCCUACAGAAUAAAAUUGAAAUUCCUUAUGGAACCUUAGAUAUUAUUGCCUUGGAUGCCAUCCUAUUCCAGGAUCACUCGAGUGUAUGUGCAAAUGAUCAGAUUCAGUGGUUGACAAGGAUUUUAAAAGAAAGCGAUAGUGAGUGGAAAGUUGUCUUUGGUGAGUGCAAAAUCUUGAAAAUGGAAAAUGGGAGUCCUUUUGAGCCUUUAUGGAGCAUAUUGCUUCAAUAUGGAGAGAAUGCAUAUAUUAGCACGAAAAGUUGCGCCGAUCAGGGACAGAGGUUUGGUGUUAGUUCAAUGGACAGAGGUUCUUAUUUUACCGCCGUAAAUCAGAAUUUUGUUUUUAAAGAGUGA
Striga asiatica is the source of this 516-nucleotide messenger RNA. The record is from the annotation of a GenBank genome assembly. Lineage: Eukaryota; Viridiplantae; Streptophyta; Magnoliopsida; Lamiales; Orobanchaceae.